Messenger RNA from Symbiodinium necroappetens, 1131 nucleotides. NCBI's taxonomy places the organism in Eukaryota, Dinophyceae, Suessiales, Symbiodiniaceae. The record is from the annotation of a GenBank genome assembly.
CAGGUGGGCCUCUUGAGCAGUUUGGUGCUGGCUGCCGGUGCUUGGGGCGCUUGGGCCUCCCACGUUUGGGUGGACAGCGAGGAGGCCUCCAAGGGCGGCCGUGAGGUGUGGGGACUUCCCACCUCGCAGUGUGAUAUCAGCAUGCAGACGUCAGACGAGGAUGGGAAGGUGCUGGGCUUCGGUUUUGCUCCGCUCCUGCAUGUCGGGGACGGCUGUGGGCCUUUGGGUCGUGUGGAUCGCAGUGCCCGCGUUACCGUGGGCCACCCACCGUGGAUGGACAAGGCAAGCAGCAGAGUCGACGUGACUCUACCAAAUUUGAGUGGUGGCCUCUCAGAUGGCCGGAGCGGAUACACCGACGUGCUGUCCUACCCAUUGAGGCUCCAGGCUCGAAGCUGGCGGCUACUUCCGGGUGCCGAGGUGUCUGGAGCCAGCGGCAUCGUACCACGAGCCGACGUUUCGCAGUGGCUUCCUCUUUUCAGCAUCGAGCUGAGUGACGUUGAGGUCAAUGCAGGACCCAAGCCUGGACAAGAGUUUGUUUGUGCUGUCCUGCUUCAGCUCGAUGGCAUGUUCGAGGCAGUGAAGGCCAAGCUUGAGAAUGGCUGUGGUUUGAUGGACCUUGCGCCCGUGUGCUUUGCUUUGCUCACAUCUUCCAUUUCGUCAUCAGCGAUGCCGGCGAAUGACAGACUGCGCCAUCACAAUGGUGGAUGCCUGGAUGCCGAUUUCGUGCCCAUGGCAGAAGGUAAGCCGGAUGGAAUGCAGGCACUCUUUGAUGCCAUGUCGGCAGCAGUGAAGGCCAAGGGCCCUGAGAUGGUGAAGCUUGGCGGCGCGGUGGCCCGGAUGAAAGUUAUGCACCUGCAGCCUCACCAAUCGACCCAGGUCUUCCAGUUCGUGAUCAGCGAUGGCGGCGACGCCGGCAAGUUCGUCCUGGACCUGAAGAACGGCAGCGGAUCAGCCAAGGCUGGUGAAGAGGGCAGUGCUGACUGCACCAUUACCAUGGCGGAUGCUGACUUCAUGGCCAUGGCAGAAGGCAAGCUGGAUGGCAUGCAGGCCUUCAUGGGCGGCAAGCUGAAGAUCAAGGGCAACAUGAUGCUGGCCCAGAAGCUCCAGUCCAUUCUGGAAGCCGCCAGGUGA